UGGGUGUCCAGGCUGGUUUGAAAGUCGGGGGUCGGGCCCGGCCCAGGUUGUUUGUAAGCCGAGGCCCCCGCUGGUGGGGCCAGGCCGUCCCUAGCCCGUCCCCCGCCCCGCCUCCCUGCCGACCUCUCGGUCCCUUCGGCCCGGCUCGCCGCCAGCCCGCUGCCUCCCCGGCCGGCUCCGCGGCCCAGCCGCCACCAUGUCCCUGCACGGCAAACGGAAGGAGAUCUACAAAUAUGAAGCGCCCUGGACGGUGUACGCCAUGAACUGGAGCGUGCGGCCCGACAAGCGCUUUCGCCUGGCGCUGGGCAGCUUCGUGGAGGAGUACAACAACAAGGUUCAACUUGUUGGUUUAGAUGAGGAGAGUUCAGAGUUUAUUUGCCGAAACACCUUUGACCAUCCAUACCCCACCACAAAGCUCAUGUGGAUCCCUGACACAAAAGGUGUCUAUCCAGACCUACUGGCAACAAGUGGUGACUAUCUUCGUGUAUGGAGGGUGGGUGAAACAGAGACCAGGCUGGAAUGUUUGCUGAAUAACAACAAGAACUCAGAUUUCUGUGCUCCCCUGACCUCCUUUGACUGGAAUGAGGUGGAUCCUUAUCUUUUAGGUACCUCCAGCAUUGACACGACUUGCACCAUCUGGGGACUAGAGACGGGGCAGGUAUUGGGACGCGUGAACCUGGUGUCUGGCCACGUGAAGACCCAGCUCAUCGCCCAUGACAAGGAGGUCUAUGAUAUUGCAUUUAGCCGAGCUGGAGGUGGCAGGGACAUGUUUGCCUCUGUGGGUGCUGAUGGCUCAGUGCGGAUGUUUGACCUCCGUCAUCUGGAACACAGCACUAUCAUUUACGAAGACCCACAGCAUCACCCACUGCUUCGCCUUUGCUGGAACAAGCAAGACCCUAACUACCUGGCCACUAUGGCCAUGGAUGGAAUGGAGGUGGUGAUUCUGGACGUCCGAGUUCCCUGCACACCUGUCGCCAGGUUAAACAACCACCGAGCAUGUGUCAAUGGCAUUGCUUGGGCCCCACAUUCGUCUUGCCACAUCUGCACUGCAGCGGAUGACCAUCAGGCUCUCAUCUGGGACAUACAGCAAAUGCCGCGGGCCAUUGAGGACCCCAUCCUGGCCUACACAGCGGAAGGAGAGAUCAACAAUGUGCAGUGGGCAUCGACUCAGCCUGACUGGAUCGCCAUCUGUUACAACAACUGCCUGGAGAUACUCCGAGUGUAGUGUUGGUGGCACCUCGCCUACGAGGCAGGGGCUUGUGUCCGUCUCCUCCCUCCCCAAGUAAGAAGAACAUGUUUCCAGUGGCCAGUCUGUCUGUUGUUGCUUUACACCCACUGUUUCCAGAAGCUGCUCUAGGAGUUCCUGCCAGUCACCCCUCGCUGUCUGUGCUGGACUCAGUGCUGUGUGGCGCCUCCUCAGCCCAGGGCUGAGUUUUAAGAUUCUCUCUCCUUUCUUCUUUUCCUUUGCUUCUUCAAUUAAACAUUUCUGUAUAUUUGUUUGUCAGCUGUUGUGUUCAUGGAUAGUUCUAAGCAUUAGCUCUGCUUGUAUCCAUCUGCCCCAUGUCUCUAUGUGUUUACUGCCUCAGGCAAUAGUCCAUGUCUUGUCCCCAUUCAUGUCCACAUUAGCACUUAAGUGGGAACAAAUACCAAUUUAAAGUUGUCUUUCCUCCUGGUAUCGGUGUCUCUAACAAACCUCAACUUUGUAUAUUUUUUAUCAGGCUAAUUUUUUUAUGAAAAGGAUUUUACUCUUUCUGGUUUCUGCCUUUAUUUCAGGCCCUCCUCUUUGCACCUUCCUCUCUUCCCUCUCUUCCUAGAGUGAGCCUUUGACCCCAAGAGUAAUUUGCCCUCCUGAGUCACUGCCUGAGUGGCACACACCUAAUCAGGAGUUCCAAAUUGCUCUGGUGCUCUGAAGUGUACUGACUCAACCUUUUCUCAGCCUGGCUCUUCUCAAGGACCUUACAAGCUCCAGGACAGAUGUAGGAAGCCUUCUGUUAUGCCAUGAAGUUCCUCUGUCUAGUCGGCCUGCUGUGGACAAGUGGUAGGCACGGAUAUAGACAGUUGAGUGGCAGCCGGCUGACAAGGAGUCAUUUCAGAAAGCUAGGUUUGGAGCAUGUUUCCAGGACCUGAUUUCAGGGUCUGUGCCCUCCACAUGUGAACCCAGGCUGUUCUAUUUCAGGACUUGAGAGAUAGACAAGAAUGAUCUCUAUGUUAAGCUGUGGUAUUUCUGUUUGAGUUUCUUGUGCCUGUUGGGACAUUGCCCCUCUUCAGAUUGAGUGAGUCAUCCUGAGAGGUGUAGUCUGUGUCUGUGACCCUGAAUAAGAUCUGCAGAAAGGGGCAGACACUCAGCCCCACCCCGGUUUAGGUUCUGAGCAGUAUUGGACUUGUAGGCUGUCAUUGGCCAUGUUGACUUACAGUCUGCAGGUGUCUGUUUCCGUUACAUGAAAGUUCCGUGGAGGAAGCUGGUGUGUGAUUCUGCUUGUGAGAAGUCUGUGACUCUGGGGAGAAUUUCUUGGCUCAUUGUGCUUUGCCAAGGUACCUAAAGGUUCACCAGGCUUCCUGAAGUCAGGAGAGUAGCAGCCUAAAAGCUGGUGGUUUGUCUAGUUGAGCUCUUCAUCAGCUGGAGGAGUGAAGGUUAAUUUCAACCUUCUGGGCACUACAAGUCUCCUGGCUGAGCCCUCCCUUUCUGCAGCUGGUGUUGUGUGCCAAGAGUCAGAGUGCUUUACUACGUAGAGGAAAGGCUUUUUUUUCAGUAAGGCUUUUUCCCCUCUGUCUCUGACUGGCCAUCUGAUUGAUGUACCAUGCAGUUCUUUCAUGUGUCAUGCAGUUUGCCCUGGGUCAUUUGCAGGUGGAAAUGAUCUUUUAUGAGCAGGCCUUUCUCCUUUUCAUUGUGUUUGCUUGCGGUACAGGGUCCUCCUCAAAGGUAGCAAGUCCUGCUGAUGGCUACUGCCUCAGGAGGCUGUUGGCUCCUUCCCGUAGGAGGGUCUGCAGUGGUACCAGGUGCUGGUCCCACUGGGGAGAGUCCUACCUCUGGUGAGUUCCGAGUACAGCUUAACCUGGGCAGAAUGGUGAAAUUUGUCAAUUGAAACUUGAAAUUAAACUUUAGAAAAUAUAGCAAUAGUUACUAAAAUAAAUCUGGAUGGGUUCACUAUUUGCCUAGGAAAUCAACCACUUCUUACGACUUUCCCCUUGCCCCUCAGACUCCUCUCGUUCUUCUUCAGGCCUCCUCCUCCUCUGCACUUCACUGAGACCCAGGCAAAACACGUGUUGUCUCUACAAACACAGCACCCACAGUUGCCAGGUGGCAUUCUAAAGUGCAAGCUCUCUCAACUUCCCUUUACAUAGACAGAUGGCCCUUGUGCUUGAAGAAGAAACUGUGUAGUCUCAGGGUGUAGAGAGCCCCUUACUCAGCCAUACUCCCUCAGGCACAGAUCUGUUAAAGGUUUCAAAAGUGCCCGCCGGGUAUGGUGGCGCACGCCUUUAAUCCCAGCACUUGGGAGGUAGAGGUAGAAGGAUCACUGUGAGUUCAAGGCCACCCUGAGACUACAUAGUAAAUUUCAGGUCAGCCUGGGAUAGAGUGAGACCUUAAUGCAAAAAAAAAAAAAAAAAAAAAAAAAGCUUCAAAAGCGAGUCCCUGUUUGGGUUUGCUCCGGCUCCCAGCAGCAUGGGUGGGGGUCACUGCUGUCCUGUGGUGACUGCAGCUGCGCUGUGAGACUGCUAAGCCAGUCCUUUGCUGGCUCUUGGCACGCUCAGCCAAGUACUUUCUAGGUCUGCUGGGGGGAAGGUGGAGUGCUCAGUCAGGUAGGCCUCGGGUCCACCAGCAGAGAACCAAGCUGGUGAAUAGGUCUGAGGCUUGAGCUUCUACACUCAGGAGCUUGAGAACUUUGUAUCUGAAUCAGGAUCACUUCUGAGAUAACUGGAUGCCGUUGAGGAAGAACAGAAAAAAUUCAGGAUCCUACAAUAUUUUGAUGAGUGUUAUGGCUGAAACUUUAGAAGAUUUGGGGUGUAGAAGAAAGUCAACGGUGGUUCUUUGGAUAAAGAGAAGAAAUAUUACAUAGCAGAGAGGGUUUGAGAGAAAUAUUCAGGCCAUCUGUUGCGUACUAUGGAAUGAGUCUGUGUCCUCAGCCUAAGUCAGCCCUUCCUGGACCAUUAGUCAGGCAUUUGUAACACUGAGUAACUGUGACAGGAGGACAGCUCAGGCCAGAGGGAGCUGCCUGCAGCAGGAUGGCUAUAGGCAUGCGUGGUGCGGUGGUAAUCUUCAAGUGUUGGGUGUCCCAAGACGACAAUAUCAUGAGAUUUUUUUGUUUGAGACACUGUCGUGCUCUGUAGCCCAGGCUGACCUGAAUCUGUGAUCCUCUUAUAUCAGCCUCCCAAGUGCUGGGAUUACAGGCUUAUGCCACUGUGCCCAGUAUCCGUAGUUCUUGAUUAUAGAUUUGUACUCAGAUGGUAAACAGUCCUGCAGAUCUUUAUCUUUUCUGCUCUCUCUCCUGUCCUCUUCUCUUCUUCCUUCCCUUCUGCCUUCCUUUUUAAAGAUGGGUAUCAAACCCAGGUCCUUGGGCAUGCUUGGCAAGUGCUCUGUCACUGAGCUACACUCCCAGACCUCUGCCAUCUUUCAUUUAUCUUCCUCUUAACCUUCCACUGUAGAACAUUUCUCCACUACAUCCUAGGGCCUGGAUCCCAAGGCUGGAAGGGCAGGUGGGAGGUGUGGGUUUUGCCAGACAUGGGAGAGCAGCCAGAAUGGCCUCUCUCCCUCUUCCUCUCCCUCUCUCCUUUUCUGAGACUAUGGCAGCUGCUUUGACUGCUUGGUUUGGGCAGGGUUACUAUUGAAGUAUAAGCCUUGAAGCACAUUUUUCUCUUCACAGUCUGUACUCCAGGGUGAGAAAGAAGGGCCAUGCUUGGCACUUAGGUUGGGUUUCCUGGGAAGAAAGCUAAGCUGAGCAAAAUCGCCAUGAACCUGGGCCAGGCUUUCCUGCGUUGUAGUUGUCCUCUGUUCUGGCAGGACGGCUGCUGCGUGUAUUGUGUUGCAAAGCUUGCUCUCCUGCAACUUCUCCUCCCACACUGCCACUGCCGCUAGUGGUCAAACGUGUGGCCACAUGGGAUGGCCAGGAGAUCCUCUCGGGCUACUGUCUGGAUGUCAUUUGUUACAUGGAAACAUGCAGGUGCCUUUUCUAAAAGGCUUGGACCAGUAUCUCAUACCAGAAACAAGUAAGCUCUCAGAAGUUUGAACUACAGAAGAAGGAUGUUCAUAGUCUAUGUGGCAGCUGGAAAAUGUACAAGCACCCACCUUUUGGACAACCCAGUGAAGACCAAGUUGUGAUAUCUACGAUGUAAAAGAGACGUCCUCACUUCGGGUUGACUGUGAUAAACAAUGUAUUAUGAAAAUUGUUCAGCUGAAGCUUUGAAUCGCCUUAGUGAAGUAUGAGUCACUUGCUUUUUGGUUCCUGUGUAUUUUAUGGCCCCUCUGUCUGUGACUUUGCCCCGCCCCCUCCUGAGUGUGAAUUUGUAGCAUGAUUGUAUAAACCUCUGUAGAAAAUGGAGAUUUCUUGUUCUAUGAAAUAUUAAGCUCUAACCAAUCCAUUUCUGUGCCCUUUAGCCUAGUAUAUAUGAGCUUACUUUCUUGUUAUAUAUUGAAACUUGCCCUCUCUAGGUUUGGUGGCACCCCCUUCAGGUGGAGAGGAAGCUGCCCCUUUGCAGAACUUUACUGUAACCAUUAUUUUAUAAAUAUUAUUUUCACAGGGCUGGUUGUAUACAGGGCUUGUAAUAAAGUUUAACACUGUGCUGUGAACAUACUAAGGAAUCUCCACUGGAGGCUACUUCAAAGGCACCUGAAAGCAGAGCGUUCUUUCUAUGACCUUUCUUCCUACUACAUUAGAGCCUAAUUUUCACCCUUUCAUUCUGUUUCAGCCUCCUGUGUAAGAAGUACCGUAUUUUCUGCCCAUCAUACUUUGUAAUAAAACUUGAACAUGUAUAGAUUGAA
Molecule: messenger RNA, 5974 nt
Organism: Jaculus jaculus (lesser Egyptian jerboa)
Lineage: Eukaryota; Metazoa; Chordata; Mammalia; Rodentia; Dipodidae
Gene: Dcaf7
Product: DDB1 and CUL4 associated factor 7
Exons: 7
Coding region: 197-1225 (342 amino acids)
Cellular component (GO): nucleus
Molecular function (GO): protein binding
Source: RefSeq, a predicted model, not a curated record